ACGUUUCUCUUACCACGUGCGUUGGUGUACGUGUCGGGGAAUAACAGAGCGGUCAUCAAACAACCUCGCGGCAGAGUUUGUUUAGCAUCAUCAGUAAACCGGAUUGGUCUGCGAUAGUGUUUGUUUACGCCGCCUUUGGCUAAUGCACGGACCAACCGACCAGUUUCUUCCGGCAGAUCAGCUGACUGGUCGCGAGACGCUCUGGACACAUUUACCAACGAAGCAGGCACGCGUUCGGGAUUCCCUUAGCUUCACUUAAUCGCAGCCGGUGAUCUUCAACAUAUCUCUCCGUAUGUGCGGCCAAGUUUCUUCGUAGUGUUAGUCGAACAGUUGAUGCCAACAUGGCCGGUCUUUGGUGUGGCAGUUGUCUGCCGUUGUUUGUGUUGGCACUCGCUUUCCUCAAGCCUUCCGCCCAACAAUGUGGCCAGGUGCAAGUUUUAAAACAUGGACUCAUCUUUGGCGGUUCAGCAUCCACGCCGGGCAUGUGGCCCUGGCAUGUAGCCCUGUACCAUCGGGAAUCCAUCACCAGAACAUCGUACAAAUGUGGUGGCACGAUCAUCAACCGUGACACCGUUCUUACAGCAUUUCACUGUGUGCUGGAUAAUCAACGGCCGAUUGCAGCGGGACGCUUGGUAGCUCGUGCCGGAUUGUUUGAUCUCGAUGUUGGCGGCAAUACGGUGCAGGAAAAUCGAGUGUUUGAGAUUAUCUCACCACCGGGAGCAAGUGCGCGUACGUUUGAUGACGACAUUGCCGUGCUGAAGAUGCACACACAGUUCACGUACGAUGACUACGUACAGCCCGUCUGCAUACGAUCGGUACCGCAGGACAUUAGUCAGCUGGUGGGUGCAUUCGGGACGGUGGUUGGAUGGGGCUGGACAGAACACAACUCGACCUCAGCCACACUACGGCAGGCUAACAUACCGGUGGCAAGUGCGGACGAUUGUUUGGCCAGUGAUCGGAACCUCUUCAGUCAGGUACUGACGACGAAGGUGUACUGUGCCGGGAGUCGGAACGGAACAUCCAGCUGUAACGGUGACAGCGGAGGCGGUAUGUUCUUCCGUAUGGGAGGUUAUUGGUUCCAGCGCGGGAUAACAUCGUUUGCCUCGGUGGACGAGAACUUGAGCGGGAUCUGUAACUCGCACGGUUACGUUGGGUAUACCGAUGUGGCGAAGUAUCUCGAUUGGUUGCGCGAACAGGGCGUACGAUUUGAGGAUCCAUUGCAGCGCGCCCCGAUAAGCCGGCCAGUUCCGACCGAUGGCAGUACGACGCUUCUGCGGCUAGCGGUUGACCCCAAGACGAAGAAGAUAUUGCAGCAGCAUAAGGGCAAUGUGUUGCUAAGGGUGCAGCUGAACGGCAGGAGGGUGGAGAGUUUGUUUCAGUAAGAGGAUAGACAACGUACGGGGGAAAUGGGUGACCUUGGAGGGGUGUGAUGGCACAUUGUCGAAAAUAGAUCGGAACUGGUUUGGCAGGUUUUGUGUUUCUGUUUACGCAUCCACCUCAUCCAGCUUGAAGUGUUCGGUUGUUCAUACCGCUAGACAUCCAACCGGGUACCAGCUCUUCUACAGUUCGUGACGGUGUUGGGAUUCGUACAGACGCGCAAUGAAAUCAAUCCUCGUGCUUGCAUCUGUUCUUCUUUUGAUGCUUGCAACGGAUGUAGCAACCACAACACAAUUCCGGAACCCUUUCGAAGCUGUCCAAGGAUGUCUACAGUAUGAUACCGUUCCUGGUUACAACGAAACAUUGGAGUAUUUUGCAACGGAUAACUUCAAACACGUCGGUCGCACACACAACUCAAAAUACAUUCGCGUGGGAAUGGUAGGCCCUACCGACGGUAUCAUACGCUUUGGGAAGUCUCGUUUCCCCUACGGAGACAGUGUAUCUGAAAUUUGCCUUUCCGGGUGGUCAAAUCAAAAGACGGAGGUAAACCGUCACACGCGUACCAGUGACAGUGAGUACGUCAAUACACCGUUAAAGAUCCAGCUCACACCCAACGUACUGUCCAAAACACGUCCCAUGAUGUUCCGGUUGGAGGUGUUUGAUAACGGGGACGUUCAACUAACGAAAGAUGGCGAGAAGAGACCGUUCCUAGAGUUUAACGAUAACCAUAGCAAGUUGGAUUUGGACUACAUAGCGUUUACUAAGUGGAAUCAUGAUCUUUUCUAUUACUACGACUGUCCGUUGGAUAUUGAUUCGCAUGGCAUUGACGACACCGUGUUACUUAGGUGUAAUUUGGCUUAGGUAAAGACUCUUCGUGUAGAUUUUCAGGUGAAAGUGUUAGAGAUGAAAAUGAGGAUAAAGCAUUCUGACAAUAAUAAUCACUUAUUUGAGUGUAAAUUCUCCAGAGGGUUUAGCUAAUUAAUGGUUGAUUCGACAUCUUCCAUAAAAUAUUCAAAUAUGUUCCGCUUCUCCUCAAACAACUGUUGUUUGAUUUGUGAACUUGAAUCUAAAAUAUGUAGUUUUUAUCAAUUUCAAUUGAAUAAAACUACGAUCACAAUACCCACAAAUUGUAUGCAGGUCCCAAAUGAAUCCAAAAUAUAAUUUCAGCCUUGUGAACGUCGGUAGAAUACAACUGCAGCUGCAUAUUGCACAGUUUGAUCCAUUCCAUUGAUUUAAGACCUUUUCCGUAAAUUAAAAAAAAAAUCGUCAACCACGCAGGCAACAGUUUUAUUGCGUACAGUACGUAGCCGCAAUGUAUACGCAGCCUCUCCGCACGAUCAGUUCUUAAAAUUAUCCAAUAUUGUUUAAUGCAAUACAUUAAAUACAAGAAAUGAGGAAGAGGGAGGACUCGGAUAAUCCUCGUCUCGUGCCGAA
Molecule: messenger RNA, 2811 nt
Organism: Anopheles stephensi (Asian malaria mosquito)
Lineage: Eukaryota; Metazoa; Arthropoda; Insecta; Diptera; Culicidae
Product: chymotrypsinogen B-like
Exons: 4
Coding region: 342-1382 (346 amino acids)
Biological process (GO): proteolysis
Molecular function (GO): serine-type endopeptidase activity
Source: RefSeq, a predicted model, not a curated record